Molecule: messenger RNA, 1110 nt
Organism: Plasmodium coatneyi
Lineage: Eukaryota; Apicomplexa; Aconoidasida; Haemosporida; Plasmodiidae
Product: KIR protein
Exons: 2
Biological process (GO): positive regulation of neutrophil extravasation; homotypic cell-cell adhesion; T cell extravasation
Source: RefSeq, a predicted model, not a curated record
GAUGAAUUUUUGGAUAAUUUACCUUCAAGGGUGAUAUAUAGGGAGUUUGAUGCGGGUACAAGUAGUACAUGCGGCUCUAUUGGGGAAGUGAGGAAUGCACUGCGUAGUUUGCCCGAUAUAGGGGGGGAACAUAAGAACAAAAUAUACCGUGCCUGUUGCUACGCACCUGAGAUGCAAGAGGGAGACAGUCCUUAUAGUAGGCGUUAUAAUUUCCUAUAUUAUUAUAUGGGGGAUAUAUUGUGGAAAUAUGUAACGGAUGAUACUUUAUUCUUGGGCAUCAUGAGUCUAAUAUGUGAUAAAAUAAAGGAAAUGUGUAAUAAGCAGGGAUGCAUGCUUACUUGUGGAACUGUUAAUAAAGAUCUUUUCAGUAGUAGGAAAACAGUAUUCGAUUAUUAUCAUGACUAUGGUACUCUGAAAAAUCUGUUACCGAGUAUUGAGCCUACGUGCGUUCCUGAAUGUGGGGAGCAUAUACAGAAAAUAACUGAAGCAUGUAGUGCAAUGAAGGAAAAAUGUCCGUAUACAAGUAAUAGUGGGGAUUCAUAUUGUAACUGGUUUAGAACGAAUGGUGAGCAGUACUGUGACGCGGACAAACUAUCAAAUUUAAAAUGUACCAAGAAACCUUCUGCUGGAGAUGAUUUCGACUUAGGAGACGCCGUGGUAGAUGGUGGAAAUGACGAUCCACCACCACCACCAAAACCUAAGCCAAACCCCAAUCCUAAUCAAGCUGGUAGUAGUGGUAGUUUUUCCGAUGCAGAUUUAGCAGAUGGUGUCUCUGGUGGAGAAGGAAAGGGUGGUAGUGAUGGUGGUGGUAGUCACAGGAAGGAGAAUGGCGAAGAGUCUGGUGCUAGUAGUGUCGUACCAGGUGCUGUGUCAGGUGCAUUGGCUGCAGUAGGACUUCCUGCCUUAGCAUACUUUUUUUACAAGUACAAAUCACACCUCUUCUUCUUUAAGAAGCAUAACCACUCUGGAAAUGGAAGAAGGAAAAGGUCCCUUAGGAGAGAAUUGAACAGGUUUUCAAACGACGACGACGAAUCAACGGAGUACGACUCAACAACGGAAGAUUCAUCCGAAUAUUCCAUUCCAUAUACAUCAUCAUCAUCUGGAGGAUGA